AUGUCGAUACCUAUUCCCCACUAUGACCCAAUCUCCGGCGACCCAUCUCCGUCUCCGCCAAAGGCUCACACGAUUAAUCUAUCAACGAAGAUUCUAUCGAAAAUCCUUGUAUGUCUAAUCAUGAUCCCUCUAGCAGUAACCGCUUUCCUCUUCAUCCUCACAUCUCUCGGUUUCACCUUCUUCUUCUUCGCUCUCUACUGGUUUCUCCACCGGAACCAUCGCCACCGUCUCCGACGUAAUCGCCGUCACGAAUCCUCAGAUGGGUUAUCUUGGAGAUGCGUGAAGAUGCUUCCUCAGUUCAAAUUCUAUGAGCCAACAGAGUUUGGAAGCGAUUGUGUUGUUUGUAUCGAUGGAUUCAGACAAGGACAGUGGUGUCGGAGGUUACCUAGAUGCGGACAUGUGUUUCAUCGCAAGUGUGUGGACUCGUGGUUGAUUAAAGUCGCUACUUGUCCGAUUUGUAGGGAUAGGGUUUAG
Messenger RNA from Arabis nemorensis, 474 nucleotides. The record is from the annotation of a GenBank genome assembly. Lineage: Eukaryota; Viridiplantae; Streptophyta; Magnoliopsida; Brassicales; Brassicaceae.